GGGAGUUACCGGCAGGCAUAGGGAUGGACAGUCCAGGCCUGCUCUCCCUGCCUGAGGAUGGGGCCUGGAGAGCGAUUCCCGACGAGGUGUACGUGGGUAUCCGGAGCUGCACGUGGGUUGUGUGCAUGUCUAAUUCGGCGUUAGUACGAGUCCUGUAGUUCUGAGGUCCUCCUCGGAGCUAUGAUAGACUUGCUGCCGUUUUUGUGCAGACCUUUGCCGCCCAGAGUGGACCGGCCGCUUAGGCCCUUUUAACUGUGUCUUAGGGCGAGCCUCUUAACGUCGGCUCUCACUCUUAUAUGUAAAACAGGAAUAAUCGCAGUAAUUUCCUCCUUUCCUCCCCGGAUUAUGAGAAACUAAUUGUAAAGAGCUCGGUUUAGCACUUAAAACUUUUUUUACUCCUGCCCCUUCGUUUUGCCGGAGGAAUUUUUACGUGAUGCAGGUUGAAAGGGAAUCGAUUAUAUGCCAAAAGUGGUACCACGUGGGUUCCAGUUUCUGAGUUCCCUCUCUUUGACAAUCACAAUAGUGCCCUGUGCCUUUAAAAAAAAAAAAAAAAAAAGCCGGGUGGAGGGAGCUACUCCACGGUCUCCCCAGGAAAUCUCUCCUUGAGUGUGAAGCAGAGAACCUCCAGAGGCUGGGGAAGAUGCAGGGACAGAGCUGAAGGACUCAGAGAUAAGCCGGUGCAGAGUCAGAGCUGAAUCCGGACAUCUCGUGCACGAUUCCAUCCAGAGAACUUGCUUCAGUCCCGGCUCUGCAGGCUCAGGAUGGACAAACCUUUUCUGCACGAGAGCGACUUUACCUCAGAUGAUGGUCAGCCAGAGGUUGUCAGAAGAGAAUCUACACGACUUUCAAGAGAGCAGCUUUGUACACUAAUAUCUGCUGCUUCCAUUAAUUUGGGAUCAAUGAUGUGCUAUUCAAUAUUGGGACCAUUUUUUCCUAAUGAGGCUGAAAAAAAGAAUGUCAGCAAUACAGUUAUUGGAAUGAUCUUUGGAUGUUUUGCUCUGUUCGACUUGCUAUCAUGCCUGUUAUUUGGGAAAUAUCUUGUACACAUUGGAGCAAAGUUUAUGUUUGUGGCAGGAAUGUUUGUCUCAGGAGGAGCUACAAUUCUGUUUGGCAUGUUGGACCAAGCUCCUGAUGGACCAGUAUUUAUUACUCUGUGUUUUCUAGUGAGAGUGGUGGACGCCAUAAGUUUUGCUGCAGCAAUAACUGCAUCGUUUUCUAUUCUUGCAAAAGCUUUUCCAAAUAAUGUAGCUACAGUAAUGGGAAGCCUUGAAAUCUUUUCUGGUCUGGGCCUAGUUUUGGGACCUCCUCUAGGUGGUUUUUUAUACCAAACCUUUGGCUAUGAAGUACCCUUUAUUUUUCUUGGAUGCUUAGUUCUGCUGAUGGUGCCACUCAACAUGUGUAUUUUACCUAAUUAUGAGUCUGCUCCUAGUGAACACUCAUUCUGGAAACUCAUUACUCUACCCAAGGUUGGAUUUAUAUCAUUUGUCAUCAUUUCUUUAAGUGGAUGCUUUGGCUUCUUGGACCCUACAUUGUCUCUCUUUAUAUUGAAUAAAUUUAAUUUGUCAUCAGGAUAUGUGGGACUCGUAUUUCUGGGAUUGGCAUUAUCAUAUUCUAUUUCUUCACCUCUCUUUGGAUUGCUAAGUGAUAAAAUUCCAUACCUAAGGAAAUGGCUCUUGGUUUUUGGAAACAUAAUAACAGCAGUAUGUUAUAUGCUUUUAGGACCUAUUCCAAUCUUGCAUAUUGAAAGUCAGCUCUGGUUGAUAAUCCUAGUACUGGUUGUGAAUGGCAUCUCUGCUGGAAUGAGUAUAAUACCAACUUUUCCGGAGAUACUCAGUUGCGCAUAUGAAAAUGGAUUUGAAGAAGGAUUAAGCACAUUGGGACUUGUGUCUGGGCUUUUGGGUGCAAUGUGGUCACUUGGAGCAUUCAUAGGACCAACACUAGGUGGAUUUUUAUAUGAAAAAAUUGGUUUUGAAUGGGCUGCAGCUAUACAAGGACUCUGGACUCUAAUUACUGGACUGGUGAUGGGACUAUUUUAUGUUCUGGAGCAUUGGCGAGGAAAGAGACGUGACCUCCAAAAUACCCUCAUCACAGAAGAAGAAAGAGAAGAAAGAACAUCUCUAUUACCCCAUGAGAUAUAAUCUUACAUACUCUGGAUAGACAGAAUGCUUGAAACUGUAUUCUUGUUACUUUUAGAAAUCAGAAAAAAAAAUUUUUUUCAGAAAGAAGAUCCUGUAAACAAGACACAGGGCCUUAAAACCAGUCUUCUGAACCUGUUGACACUACCUUUUGAAUAAUCCAGUUAGGCAGUAAAUGGCCUUAAUAAAGUGGCCAACUUUGAUGCACAUUGUACAGGACAAAUUGUUGGAAAAUUCUGUGGACCUUUUUUUAAGUGAAUGUCAAAGCUCCUUGUUUUCUGGGCUAGGUAGCUGAAUGUAUUAAAAUUUCUUACUAGUUUAAUAUGUGUUUUACCAGAAGUGCAAUCAUUCUGUAAAUGCACUUUUUAUAGGGGGGCGGAGGGGUUGGGGAAAGAGGAUGACUUAACUUAUCUAUGGUAAUUAAUAACUGCAAUGAACUUAAUAACUCAAAAUAUUUUAAAAAUGAAUUUAAAAUUAAAUAAAACAUCUUUCUUAGUGUUGAACUCAUUUGUCUAUCCAAUUCAGAAGGGAAAAUUCCUUAUUACUUAUUAUUAUAAAAAGAUAAAGAAAAUAAAGGAAAGGAAAAGAAUGAUCGGAUGUGUUUUUGAAAGGCACAUGAGCAGCAUUCCUUGUUUGUCUUUUUUAUAACAUACAAAUUUGGCCUUAUUUACAUAAUAAGAUUUAUCCUAGCUCAGCAGCCUCAGGCUUAGUUUUCCCAUCUAUAAAACAAAUAAAUGUUUUACUUCAGAAGUUUUCUUUUAAAAAAGAAAACUUUAAAACUCCUUUGAUCUAUUGUUAAAAUGUCUAGACAAAUGUUCAGGUGCAGUACUUUCGGUUUAAAAGCUGAGAACAACAUGGCCUUAGAUUGAGUUUGAUUCAUCUUGGACUUCUAUUUAACUCCCAUAUCAAACUUAUUACCAAAUCUUGUCAUUUCUACCUUCACAUCCAAUUUUCUAGACAUCAUCUUUUCUCCAUGUACAAAUAACCACUAUCCUCAUUCAAUUUUUAAUCACUUCCUGCCUGGACAAUUGCAGUGACCUUCAAAUUGGAUUACUAUCCUCUGGUCUCUCCUCUCUCCAAACCAUUUUUUUAUUCAGCUGCCAAAGUGAUUUUCCUAAAGCUUAAUUCUGUGUAGACCAUCUCCCUGUUCAGCAAAUAUUAGUGGCUCACUAAUUCCUCCAGGAUCAAAUAAAAAAGUCCUCUGAUAUUUAAAGCCUCUUUACAACCUGGCCACUUCUUACUUUUCUAGUUUUGUUAUACUUUAUUGCUCUCCAUGUUGCAAUCUAACUGAUAGUGUAUUUGUUAUUCCUUGUCUUUGCACUGGCUGUCUCUUUCUCUGAGUUUCCCUUUUUUUCUUUCAAGUUGUUAUUUUUCUGUCACAGGUAUUUAUUACACACCUGUUGAUUAAAGCUCAUUUUCU
This is a messenger RNA of Sarcophilus harrisii (Tasmanian devil), 3555 nucleotides long. It is a transcript of the gene SLC18B1, whose product is annotated as solute carrier family 18 member B1. Gene Ontology annotation, molecular function: transmembrane transporter activity. The coding region runs from base 762 to 2138 and encodes 458 amino acids. Lineage: Eukaryota; Metazoa; Chordata; Mammalia; Dasyuromorphia; Dasyuridae. The record is from RefSeq and is a predicted model, not a curated record. Gene Ontology annotation, biological process: transmembrane transport. The transcript has 15 exons.